Molecule: messenger RNA, 3013 nt
Organism: Neoarius graeffei (lesser salmon catfish)
Lineage: Eukaryota; Metazoa; Chordata; Actinopteri; Siluriformes; Ariidae
Gene: ppfibp2a
Product: PPFIA binding protein 2a
Exons: 24
Coding region: 252-2663 (803 amino acids)
Biological process (GO): neuromuscular junction development
Cellular component (GO): presynaptic active zone
Molecular function (GO): protein binding
Source: RefSeq, a predicted model, not a curated record
CAGUCUGAUGUUAAAGACUGCUGCCUUCUCGGUGCUCCAAACCAGAUGCUUAGGAGCCAUAAACAGCCUCCAGACAGGGACAAAAAUCAAACACACACACACACUCAUACACUCACAUGCUGAGUGAGAGACAGAAGACAUCGAUUAGAGCUCUGUUCAUUUCAAGGUUUAGUGCUGCAUUUAUUUCCAGCUUGGAAGCAGUUCAUGGUACUAUAUGUGAGAAGAAGCAGGCAGGAUCAUGGCCCUGAGUCAUGGAGUGUGACAUUGAAUUUUACAAACAUUUUACUUGGCUUAGAAAGGUCAACCUGCGGACGCUGGGAAACAACGAGAGCUAUCAAGAACGGCUCUGUCGACUCGAGGGAGAUAAGGAAUCACUUGUGUUACAGGUGAGUGUGUUGACAGACCAGGUAGAAGCUCAAGGAGAGAAGAUCAGAGACCUGGAGAAUUCCCUUGAAAAGCACCAGCUCAAGCUAAACUCCACUGAAGAAAUGCUGCAACAGGAGCUACUGAGCAGGACUGCGCUCGAGUCGCAGAAACUAGAUCUGAUGGAUGAGGUUUCCUUUCUGAAACUGAAGCUGGUGAGCAUGGAGGAGAGGCAGAAUCACAGCGCUGAGAGACAACACAAAGCUGAGAGCUUGCUCCAGGAAUUGAGGUUGCUCAAAAAUAAAGUGGAGGAACUCGAGGAUGAAAAGUUACAGUAUGAGAGAAAACUCAAGGCUACAAAGCAGUCUCUGAUGACUCAGUUGUCGAGUCUGAGGCUGACGGUGGAGCAGCUGCAGGUGGAGAGGCAGCAGUGGGAGGAGCACAGCAAGAACCUUCAGGCAGAAAUCUCAGGCCUUCAGCACCUCCUGCAGUGUAAGAAUGUGGAGAUCGAGAACCUUCAGGCCCAGCUCCUCUCCAGAACUCCCAUGUCUAUUGAGAGUUCAGAGAGAGAGGAGUUAUACAGGAGAAGGCUCAACACCAAACAUCAGGAGCUUCUAAAAUUAAAAGCCGGAAUGGAAUUACUAAUUGCAGCCAAUGAUGAAAAGGAUCGGCGUAUAGAGGAGCUUUCUCUUCUCCUGAGCCACUGCAGACAGUUUCGAGAUGGCAAGGCCUUGUUUCAACAAAUGGCAGCGCUGCAGGGCAGCAGUGAGGAAGAAGAGCAAAGUGCAUCAGUGAAGACCAAAGCUCUCACUAUAAAAGCUAACUCAGAGAUGGCAUCUGGUGCAUCCUCUCCACUUCUUGCAUCCAAAAUAUCUGAUCAGAAGGAAACAGAAUCCAGGUCACAGCCAAGAAAUCUGUCCAGCAGCCAGGAAGAUCUGAAAAAUGAAGUGACACAAAAGCCUGCAAUCGGGACUCCUGUAGAACCUGCCUGCUCAGACGAGGGUUCUCAGUCCAAACUGGAGAACGGGAAAUGCACGCUGAUAGAUGGUAAUAAAAGCGAUGACUCGGAGCCGAGGUCUCCAGAAGGCAACCAGGAUGGAGACGUGAACCAGAGAAAGGCGGAGAGAACGGAAGACCCGAGCGCUUGCGAUUCUUCACCCACAUCGUCUGGUGCGGAUUCAGGAGAACAUUCCCCCGUCUCACAGGAAAACAUGAAGAACAACAAGAGCAUACGCAAACUGUGGGGGAAGAUCAGGAGGACGCAGUCGGGGGGUCUGGGGCCAGGCGAUGAUCUGGAGCCCACUGAGUUUCGGAGAGGGGGACUGAGAGCCACAGCUGGACCACGACUGGCUCGAACCCCUGACUCGGCCCGCUCCGUCCGAGACAUGACGGUCCCAUUCUCCAACUGGACCACGGAGCAGGUGUGUGGUUGGUUGGAGGACUAUGGACUCGGUCAGUACGUCAACUUAGCGCGUCAGUGGGUGAUCAGCGGGCAGACCCUCCUCUCCGCUACGCCUCAGGAGUUUGAGAAGGAAAUGGGCAUCAAACAUCCGCUCCACAGAAAGAAACUGCAGUUGGCGCUCAAGUCAUUCAACAGCAAGGCGAUGGAGAAAUCCUCUGAGCUCGAUCACAUCUGGGUCACACGCUGGCUGGACGAUAUCGGCUUACCUCAGUAUAAAGACCAGUUCCAUGAGAGCAGAGUGGACGGACGGGUGCUCCAGUAUCUCACCGUGAAUGACCUUCUGUUCCUGAAGGUCACCAGUCAGCUCCAUCAUCUGAGCAUCAAGUGCGCUAUUCACGUCCUCCACGCCAACAAGUUCAACCCGCACUGCCUGAGGCGCAGACCGGGAGACGAGAAUAAAACAUCUCCGUCUGAGGUGGUGCAGUGGUCUAAUCACCGUGUGAUGGAGUGGCUGCGCUCGGUGGACCUCGCCGAAUACGCUCCUAAUCUCAGAGGCAGUGGCGUGCACGGAGGCCUCAUAAUCCUGGAGCCUCGGUUCACCUCUGAGACGCUGGCCAUGUUACUGAACAUCCCUCCUCAGAAAACACUGCUCAGGCGCCAUUUAACCACCAACUUCAACAGUCUGGUAGGAGCCCAGGCUCAGCAGGAGAAACGCGAGUAUGCCAAUGCCAGUGGGCACACGCCGCUCACCACCACCGCUAAAGUCCGGCCGAAGAAGCUCGGCUUCACAAACUUCAGCCACCUGAGGAAGAGGAGGACUGAUGAUUCAGCGGACUAUAUUUGCCCAGUCGAAAUGGGAAACUCACCGGUGUUGAAUGGUACGACCCAUCAGCUCUAGCAAAGCUUCAGUGCUUCUCUAACUUCCAGCUUCUCCUGGACUUGUGUAGACCGGAUCAGAAUGCAAUCAAGAUCAAGACCAAGUGAGCAUCGAAGUCCUGAUCUUCCCUCGACAGUCUCUCUUACUGUGACUGGUUCGCUCGUCUUCUCCGCUCACAUGGACAGCACAGGUGUAACCUCGCCGGACUGGAGGAGUUCUGCUCUUUCAUCUGGAUGUUUUUUUUUUUGUUUAUAAGCUUUUGGGUUUUUUUCUUUUUUUUUCCAUGCUGAUGUAAUGAUUCAUUGACACCCCGACAAUUCAGUUAUCAUCAGUGCUAAACACGUUACAUAAUAAAUAAACCAGUCAAAUAA